GUCUCGACGAGAGUACCGUUUUCCGUGCACACUCAGCCUUCUACUUUUGCGCAGCCAUGACUUCCGUUAGGGAAGUUCACAAACUGGCGGUUCCCGUUGCCGUUCACGACUCUCGUCCACGAGAUCGCAGAAGAUGCAGAGACUGAACGCGGCGAACGAUCUGGCACGUAAGGCGCGGCACAUCGGGGAAUGACAUAGCGGUGAAGAAUAGAGUCGAAUGCUGCCGAAGGUGGACGUUGAAGCUUGAAAAUCACACGUACCGAGACAUAACUAUUUGCAAAGAUGUCGAAACGAUCGGCAGACAGUGGGGACACCAGUUCCCAACCAGCUAUCAAAAAAGUGCAAUUUGAGCCAAUUCUAAUCGGACCUAUAUCUACUCUUGAAGAGAUGGAUAUGAAGGUUCUGCAAUUUCAGAAUAAGAAGCUUGCACAGAGAUUGGAGCAAAGACAUAGAAUGGAAGCUGAAUUGAGACAACGUAUUGAACAAUUGGAAAAACGUCAAAUGCAGGACGAUGCAGUACUUAAUGUAGUUAAUCGAUACUGGAAUCAGCUUAACGAAGACAUACGUGUACUACUGCAGAGAUUUGAUGCUGAAACUGCUGACGAAUCUGAAAACAAAAAUGAGAGUGAAGCUACAACGUCAUUUCUUAUGCAACUAUCUUCCUGGGAUAAAGAAGAAUUAGAUGAGAAGUUAGCAAAUCGUGUUCAAGUGUCAAAGCGAGCGGUGUCUAAAGUUGUACAGGCAUUUGAUCGCUUGUCUCAAAGAAAUGAAAAGAUUACUCUUGCACUCAAAGGGGAAUUUGAUGGCGAAGAGGCGCCAAAUAUUGACGAAGUUGUACGUCGCGCUAAUGCGGAAAUUCAGAUGGAAAAUAGGAAUCUACAAGUGAUAAACUUACAAUUACAUGAAAAGCAUCACACUAGUUCAUUAAAGAUGUCACGGCUGCAAGAUACUAUAAUGGGAAAAGAUACUCUUGUGGCAGAAUUGCGGAAUCAAGUGGACGAUCUGCAGUACGAAUUGAACAAAGUGCGUGCGAGGAACGAUAAAUUGGAACAUCAUCUUGGUGAAGCAAUUGAAAAGUUGAAAGCAUUUCAGCAAAUUCACGGUACAGACGAAAAGGGCAGCAAUAAGCCGAAUACUUUGGUUGCUUCCAGUGUUUCACAAACUAAAUUGGAAGAUUUACAAAGAGAACUUGAAGAGACACGUGAAUUAGCUAACAAUAGACUGCAGGAAUUGGAUAAACUACAUCAGCAACAUCGUGACACCUUGAAAGAAGUAGAAAAGUUGAAAAUGGAUAUAAGACAGCUGCCCGAAUCGGUAAUUGUGGAAACGACAGAGUACAAAUGUUUGCAAUCACAGUUUUCUGUGUUAUAUAAUGAGUCCAUGCAAUUAAAAACGCAGUUAGACGAUGCCCGCCAACAAUUGCAAUCGAGUAAGAAUGCACAUUUGCGCCAUAUCGAGAUGAUGGAGAGCGAAGAGUUAAUGGCUCAAAAGAAAUUGCGUGGAGAAUGUAUACAACUCGAAGAUGUCUUAGCGCAAUUACGCAAGGAAUACGAGAUGCUUCGCAUCGAGUUUGAACAGAAUCUAGCAGCCAAUGAACAAACAGGUCCGAUCAAUCGGGAAAUGCGGCAUCUCAUUACCUCUCUUCAGAAUCACAAUCAGCAAUUAAAGGGAGAAGUGCAUCGUUAUAAGCGAAAGUACAAGGAAGUUUCUACUGAAAUACCUCGGUUAAAGAGAGAAGUAGAGGAAUUGACAGCAAAAUUAGGCCAGCAAACGUCUCAAGAAAACAAGGAAGGAAAUAAUUCAGAUGGCAGUGGAAAAGAGGAAGAUGCAUCAAACUCCUUGCCAGGGUCUACACAGAUAAAAGAAGAAAGUGGCGUUACAAUCAAGAGAGAAUCCGGUGCUGACGAAGAGGUGGAAACUAUCGAAGUGGGAGAGAGUGAGGGUAACAAAGGGACACCAGAUUCUCUGACGUUAACUUCGCCGACUUUAAAAAAGGAGAAAGACAUUAAACGUGAGAAGGAUAUAAAAAAAGAAUCUGUGAAAACCGAGCACCGCGAUCCCGCACAUCGCACCAAAGACGGAAAAAUGGCAGAAUCAGAGAUUGUGAGGGACUUGAAGGCACAACUCAAGAAGGCUGUGAAUGAAAUGAAAGAGAUGAAACUUCUCUUAGACAUGUACAAAGGUGUUGGAAAAGAGCAACGAGAUAAAGUACAGUUAAUGGCUGCAGAGCGUAAGACGAGAGCAGAGUUGGAGGAUUUACGACAGCAAGUUAAAAAAAUUCAGGAAAGUAAACGCGAGGAACGUAAAAAGUUAGCCGAUGAAGACGCGCAAAUAAAAAUUAAAAAGUUGGAGGAACAAGCGUACAACCUGCAACGUCAAGUUGCUGGUCAAAAACAGGAGGAAGAAGCGCUUCUGAAUGAGAUGGAAGUAACUGGACAAGCGUUUGAGGACAUGCAGGAACAGAAUUCGAGACUGAUACAGCAGCUGCGUGAAAAAGAUGAUGCAAACUUCAAGCUUAUGACAGAGAGAAUCAAGAGUAAUCAGCUGCACAAGCUCGCAAGAGAGGAGAAGGAUGUGUUGAAGGAGCAAGUAUCCACGCUGACGACGCAGGUGGAAGCAGCCAACGUUGUCGUGCGAAAAUUAGAAGAGAAAGAACGUCUCUUACAAAACUCUCUCGCCACGGUGGAGAAGGAAUUAGCUCUGAGACAGCAGGCGAUGGAAAUGCAUAAACGGAAAGCGAUAGAGAGUGCACAAUCGGCCGCCGACUUGAAACUCCAUCUUGAGAAAUAUCAUUCCCAAAUGAAGGAGGCGCAACAAGUUGUAGCGGAGAAAACAAGUUCUUUGGAAGCUGAAGCAUAUAAAACUAAAAGAUUACAGGAGGAGAUAGCGCAACUUCGACGCAAAGUCGAGCGUAUGAAGAAGAUCGAACUCGCCGAAACAUUAGACGAAGUAAUGGCGGAGGAAUUGCGGGAAUAUAAAGAAACGUUGACGUGUCCUUCCUGCAAAGUGAAGCGCAAAGAUGCCGUACUCACGAAGUGCUUCCAUGUGUUCUGUUGGGAUUGCUUGCGCACGCGUUACGAAACGCGACAGCGAAAAUGUCCGAAAUGCAACUGCGCCUUUGGCGCUAACGACUAUCAUCGACUGUACCUGUCUACAUGAAGAAGAAGGUGCUGAUUUGCUGAAAAGAUUCGCCGCCGCGACGUAGAGUAACGUUUUGUAAUGUGUUACGUACGCAUACUUUUGUUUCUUUUUUUAUAUUAUAUUAUAUUGUAAUCUUUUAUUUAUUACUCUGACUUUUUUUAUGAAAACGGCGCGAUUACACCCCUGAUAUGCGUUGAUACGCGACUGUAAAUCAAGAAUUUUAGUGAGUUCUUAUCAAGACCACUGCGCAUGGAAAAAAGAAUACGUAAAUCGUAGAACUUAGCGAAUAACAAUCGAGAAUUCUUGAGAACGGACGAUUUGCUUAUCGCUUAAGUUUAUUAUUUAUGUUUUUUUUAUGUGUUGUGGUCUUUAUACUGCCGACUGACAUAGGAUGAACUCUAUUUGGUGUUACAAAUUGCCGCGAAUCAUUUCAUUAAUCAAUCGAGACAAAAGAUUUUUGCCUCUUUUGUUGUUAAAUUGAUUAAUAAAUGUUUUAGUGUUAGUAAAGCUAAAUGAAGUGCAUUCUUACAAAUAGAAAAAGAUAGAGUAAAAAUGUGUCAUGUACAUGUAUGCGUAUAUGAAUGCAAGAGAGAAAGAAACAAUUAGAUUGCAUUUUUAGUCGAUCAGCGCGAAUAUAUAAGCUGAGAAGCUUUUAGUUUUAUAAGGUGAUAUAAAGAAUGAUUUAUACUCGAUUUAUCAUUUUGAUCUCGUUUUUAAAGUAAACUUGCACGAAGUUUAAAUCAAUGGUUCCCAAUUGAGUGAUUACUAUUCCCUGAGAAAUUAUGUUUCCUGUCUCGAAAGAAUGUUUUUAUAGGCAUAGAAUAGAAACAUUCUGAAAUUCUGAAAUUAUGGAAUUGGUGAUCACCGAGGAAGUUUGGGUAGUCACCGAUUUAGAUCGGCAAUCGCGUUAGGCUGAAACAACUAUAUUGACUGAAUCUGAUUGAUUGACUUGUUAUACAUCAAUCAGACUCAAUUGCUGUUCAAAGUUGGAUUUGUCGAACGCGAGUAAUGUUUGAUUAUAUCUGUACAUUGUGGAGGAUAGGGAUCGCAUAAUCACUUCUAUUUUUAUUAUCGAAUUGAGAACGUGAAUUGAGAAGUCUCGAAGGAAUGAUCGAAUUCAUUUUCGAUUACAUUUCGGAACCAACAAUUGGCAAUUUAUACGAUAAUCAUUAUAGCUUAUAAAAAAAUAUUAAUUUAAUUCUUUAAUCGGUAUGGUUCACACAAAAAUUCACUUUGUCUAUUGCUUAUAAUAUACGAGACAGGCGAACUGAUAUAUAAACAGUAAUGUCCUGUACAAGAUUACUCGAUAUUAUACAAUAAUAAAAUGAACUUUGUUGCUAAUCGUGAAUAUUUUAAUGGUUUUCAUCGAAAAUUGCUUAUUGGAAUUGGAGCCAAAUGAAAUCAGCGAAAUGAAACAAAAGAUAUAUCCUAAAUUUAUAUAUUUUAUUUAAGAACUGUGUAAUAACACAAUUCUAUAUAUUUUUAAAAAUAAAAAAUGGAUGAAACAUAGUAAGAGAGAAGGAAAAAAAAUAUAUAUAUAUAAAAUCUCAAAUUAAGAAAUAUAUUAAUUUAAAAAUUGCAGAGUGUCAAUGUUAUAGCAAACAUUGUUUCAACAUAAUAAACUGUAUUCAUUAUAAAAUUGAAAUAACUAAUUUAUUCUCCAUUAACAAUUUAUAUUUUCUCGUUAAAUGGUUAAAUAUUCGAUUACUAUAUUAGCUCAUGUAUCAUAUAGUAUAAAUCAUUUUCGAAUAUUUUCGCUCGUACGGAUACUAUGAAUGCAGGCAUACAUGUGUGUAUGCAUUCGCGUAUCUCAGAAAAAGAAAAAAGAACUAUGUAAAUAAUUUUAAUGAAAACUUAUCAGUGCAUAUAACUUUAAUCGAAUAAAAUAGUCUGUUUUGUAGAUCUUUAUUUCACUCGAUCGUAUGUUCAAAACCAUUUUUCUAGUUUUGAUGAAUCCCAGCUAUGUUGUAAUGUAAAUAAAUGACAUAUAAGACAUCAUUUAAAUAAUGAUGUGUAAGUACGAAAAAUUGUGCAUCUCUAUAAGGUAUCCUACCAAAAAUGGCUACCCCUUUUAUCUUUCAAAUUAAAAAAGAUAGACCAUAAAAAAUAUAUAUCAAAUUGAAUAGUCCAAACUGAACUCUAUUGUGAGCAUAGUAUAAUUUUUUUUAUAACAAUGUGGAUAUUUCGAUACAAUAAAAGUUGUAGCGCUAUUUGUAACGAAUACAAUGUAUGAUUUAAUGUAACUAUUUUACAUGUUAUACGAAUUUUAUCAGCUUAAAAUAUUGCGGGCGACAUCUACCUUUUUAUUUUCGGCCCUGCGAUAUGGCCAACUUCUGACUCGUGCGUUAGAGAUUGAUGUAUGUCAUGUUGUCAUUUGAUCAUAAUACUCAAGUCAGAAAAUUGGCCAUCGCUAAAUAACUUUUGUAAGCAACUACUAUGCUCAAUAAAGUUCAAUUUGAAGCAUUUAAUUUGUUAUGGUCUAUCUCUGUUAGUUUAAAAGAUAAAAGGAUGUGGCCACUUUUGGUGGAACAUCCUGUAUAUAUCAUGAAUAACUAAUGAAAUUUUCUGGAGAGAGAUCUGUUUCUUUUUAAGUUUAAUUUUCCAUGCAGAAAAAGUCAUUGGAAUGUAUACUAAUGUAGAAGCAUUUGUGAAAAAUAUGACAUUACACUAGAAAAAAAAUAAUUUUUAAUUUUUUCAUUUGAAGAAAAGCGUGAUUUCUGAAUUAAUUUGUAUAAAGAUAUUCUCUUGUUAUUUUCAUCCGAAACACUGCCUAAAAAAACUAUUUUUAACUACUUUGCAUUUAGAGAACCUGUAAAAAUUGGCGAGAAAUACUUUAAACUUGUUUUUUCUUAUCGUUAUUAUAUAUUGUGACGAUAUUUUAUCCUUUGAGACGCAUCUCUUAUUUUUUUCUAUUUUUACUCGUUAAAUUCUUUUUAUCAACUAGAUGAAUCGAUAAGCACGUCGAAACAAGAAGUAACACUUGUAUCCUUCUUUAUAUUAUAAAAUUAGUUAAUUGUGACAACUUUGUAUUAUAAUUGAUAUAUGUGAAACAUGUGUUAACUAUAAAAGGGAUAUAUAUUUGAUAAUGAAAUCGAAACAUACAGCUCCUAAUAAUUAAUGUAUAAGCGGCGAGAAAAAUUUUUUUGCGUUUAUU
This is a messenger RNA of Formica exsecta, 6295 nucleotides long. It is a transcript of the gene Bre1, whose product is annotated as E3 ubiquitin-protein ligase Bre1. The record is from RefSeq and is a predicted model, not a curated record. Gene Ontology annotation, molecular function: ubiquitin protein ligase activity; metal ion binding. NCBI's taxonomy places the organism in Eukaryota, Metazoa, Arthropoda, Insecta, Hymenoptera, Formicidae. Gene Ontology annotation, cellular component: nucleus; HULC complex. The transcript has 16 exons. The coding region runs from base 283 to 3159 and encodes 958 amino acids.